Salarias fasciatus (jewelled blenny) is the source of this 908-nucleotide messenger RNA. It is a transcript of the gene ncbp2, whose product is annotated as nuclear cap binding protein subunit 2. The transcript has 5 exons. Lineage: Eukaryota; Metazoa; Chordata; Actinopteri; Blenniiformes; Blenniidae. Gene Ontology annotation, biological process: mRNA cis splicing, via spliceosome. Bases 65 to 559 code for a protein of 164 amino acids. Gene Ontology annotation, molecular function: RNA cap binding. Gene Ontology annotation, cellular component: nuclear cap binding complex. The record is from RefSeq and is a predicted model, not a curated record.
UUAGAAGACGGACGUAUGCUAACGGUGGGUUGGCUCCUUCACGCCUGUCGGUCACUUCCUCGCCAUGUCUGCUAAAUUAAACGCCUUGAAUAGUGACUCUUACAUCGACAUUAGUCAGUACAGAGAUCAACAUUUUAAGGGUAAUCGCUAUGAACAGGAAAAGCUCCUGAAGCAGAGCAACACUUUGUAUGUAGGGAACCUGUCGUUCUACACCACAGAGGAGCAGGUACAUGAGCUGUUUUCUAAAAGUGGAGAUGUUAAGCGCAUCAUCAUUGGUCUGGACAAAAUCAAGAAGACUGCCUGUGGAUUUUGCUUUGUAGAAUACCACACACGUGCAGAUGCAGAACAUGCGAUGCGCUUCAUCAACGGCACGCGGCUGGAUGACCGUAUCAUCAGGACAGACUGGGACGCUGGCUUCAAGGAGGGUCGGCAGUAUGGUCGAGGGAAAUCUGGUGGACAGGUGAGAGAUGAGUACAGACAAGACUACGACCCAGCCAGAGGCGGCUAUGGUAAACUGGCUCAGCAGCACCGAACCACAGAGGUGCGCAAUAGUUUCUAGAGUAGCCUCUCCCCGACACGUCAGCCUGCCUGGACGCCCAGUCUCCGAUCAUUCACAACACUCUCCAACAGGGUCUCACUCCUACCCAGGAGGCUAUCUGGACUACUGUAGUCAACAAGUUAUUAUUAAUGUUGUUUGUUCACUGAAUUUUAUUUGGCAUGAUUGUCCCUGUAUCAGCUGUAACUGCGGACAGUCCAUCUGCUAAACCAAGCCAGAUGACUCUUUUACUCUGACAUAUGUGGACAACUUUUUAUCGCGAGACUUGAUUGGAUUAACAAGGUGGAAUCUGUACGGCGACUAUCCUCAAUAUGUUUGUUUUGUUUUUUUAUUAAAAACUUUUUUCACAUGU